UCUCUCUCUCUCUCUCUCUCUCUCUCUGCUGUGCUGGUGAUGCCGGGUGGCAGUAAAAGUGGGGGUGUUGGCGGCCCCUCUUCCUCACCCCCCUCCUCUCCUUCCCGUCCGCUGCACCCCAGUCGCUAUAUCCCCGUCUCUGCCGCCACCAUCUUCCUUGUGGGUUCCACCACGUUGUUUUUCUGCUUCACGUGCCCCUGGCUGUCAGACAGGUUCUCCAUCGGUAUUCCCAUCUACAACGGAGUCGUCUUCCUUUUUGUCCUUGCCAACUUUUGCAUGGCCACAUUCAUGGACCCAGGAGUGUUUCCCAGAGCGGAGGAAGAUGAGGAUAAGGAGGAUGAUUUCCGUGCCCCGCUUUAUAAGACGGUGGAGAUCCGAGGCAUCCAGGUGCGGAUGAAGUGGUGCUCGACCUGCCGCUUCUACAGACCCCCCCGCUGCUCCCACUGCUCUGUCUGCGACAACUGUGUGGAGGACUUUGACCAUCACUGCCCGUGGGUGAAUAACUGCAUCGGCAGGAGGAAUUACCGUUACUUCUUUCUGUUCCUGCUGUCGCUGACUGUGCACAUAACGGCUGUGUUUGGCUUUGGCCUGCUCUUCAUCCUGAACCACACCCAGCAGCUGGAGCAAGAGCACUCUGCCGUCACUAUGGCUGUGAUGUGUGUGGCCGGUCUCUUCUUCAUUCCAGUAGCAGGACUCACCAGCUUCCACAUUGUGCUGGUGGCUCGUGGCAGGACCACCAAUGAACAGGUGACAGGGAAGUUCAGAGGGGGGGUGAACCCCUUCACUCACGGCUGCUGGAGGAAUGUCUCUCAUGUGCUGUGCAGCUCUCAGGCACCUAGGUACCUGGGCCGCACCAGGAAGCCCCAGGUGGUGGUGGUUCAGCCUCCUUUCCUCAGGCCUCAGCUCUCAGACGCCAAAGUCCUGGACAAUGGCAUCCAGGCAGACCGCUAUGGCUCGCCAUCUAAGAGCAGCCUGGACAUGAUGGAGAGCCAGUCUGCCGACACAGAGCUCCCUCCUCCACCCAAACCAGAGCUGCGAUACUCGGGCCUGCCCCGGGGGCAGAUAUCCAUGGGGCACACCGAGGAGAGUUCCCUGCUGAAUGAAACCCUGCCCACCCCAUCCAUGUACAAGUACAGACCUGCCCACAGCAGCCCGGGAAAAAAUCACUCCGCCCACACACACACUAACAAGAUGAGUCGGGGAGACAGUCUGAAGGAGACUCAUUCUAUCCUGCAGUCCAGUCAAAAGCCUAGCUACCGCUCUGAGCCAAGUCUGGAGGGGUGCCAGCAGGGGGAGAGGGAGAGGCGUGGGGCAGGGGGUCCUAGCUCUGCCCUCUCGGGUUACUCCCUGGGGGGUCGGUCCUACCCCUCCUUCACUGACCCCCUGAUGGGUGGGACCUCACGCUCCUCCAGCAUGCGCUCCACCCAUACGGCCCACAACACACUGGGCACGCUCCUCUCCGAGGGCACGACCUCCACCAGCUAUAAGAGCCUGGCCAAUCAGACACCUCGAAACGGCAGCCUCUCCUACGACAGCCUGCUGACCCCCUCAGAGAGCCCGGAGUUUGAAUCUGCGGCACCCGAGCUGUCCCCUCCCCAUACCCACACCCACCCCCAGGUGCUGGGGUACAGUUCGCCCUACCUGUCCGCCCAGAUUGCCCACCAGCAUGACCCAGAGUUGCACCAGGCCUCGUCUGCCCUCCUCUCUUCCCCCCCCCGGUCUUUCCUGCGCCCCUCCAGCCCCCCACCACCCCCCCCGGAGAAAGAGCACGUGCUGCAGGACCCCCAAACCGCCCCACAGCCCCCUUCCCACUGCAGACCGCCCCGGCACACCCACACUGCACUCUUGACUGAACCACAACCCUGUCCCCCCCAUCAACACCGCACCCACUCCCUGGGCUCCCCUGACGCCCUGCUCCAAUCCCCCCCCCCCCACAAUCCACCCAGUGCGCCCCACCUCCCUCUGGGGAAGUCCCGGUCCUACAGCGAGGGGCCGCCCUCUGGGCGGGGUAGGAAAUAUUCGGCCGCUGGUGGCAGCAGUGGGAUCCUGGCUCCAAAGACUGAGAUUCAGAUGAAGCCAUACAGCCGGACAAAUGGGCAGCUCAAAUUUGUCCAACCCUCUCAACCCUCUCUCCCUCCUCCUUCCAAGCCAGUAAGCUGCUCCGUUCACCCAGGCCUGGCUAAUCACAGUUUUUCCCAGCUGAGCCCCACCUAUAAACAGGGGGGUGGAGUGAAGAAGGUGACGGGCGUCGGGGGAACCACCUAUGAGAUCUCUGUCUGAGUGACAGGUAGCUGUUUGCACCAAUGAGCAAGUGGGGAUUUUUUGCAAGGAUGUGAGAGAAAGGAGAAACCUUCUAUGCUACUGUAAUCUCCAAGUGACAGUUUGUAUGAUGGACAAGCCCACAGGUUGGAACAACGCCUCAUACCUUUGCACUUUCAUUCAUAUAAACACAUUUUUGGGCCCAGGUAUUGCUCAACCAGCCGACAUCAGAGAAACUUUGUGGGUAUGGCAGAUGGGUCUAGAAGACCAUGUAUUCAGAAAUUAUUUUAUGACAAAUAUACAGUAUAUAAUUGAUUCUUGCAAAGAAAUGUAAUCUUUACAGGAGUGUGCAAGGUAAGGGACUUCUAACUCCUUCCAAGCUGCCAUGACAGCAAACCACAAAUCGCUAUUCUCUAUUAGAGAUGCACAAGCAUGUCAGGGAGACUUUGGAUUGGCAGAGACACAGUAAAGCAUUCUUGGAUAGAGAGAUGGUGGUUUGGUUGGUAAUUUGGUUGUAACCAAUUGAGAAAGCAACCUGCAGUGGAUGACUUGGAUUUUUACAGAGAUUUGCUUCCAGGGGGGAAAUAACUUAAUUUUUUUACCCAUUUUAUUUUUUGAAAUAUUAUUUUAUAGGAAUAUAUAUAUAACUGUUUUCACACAGGUAUAAGAGUUUGGAACCAUCAUAAAUAUCUAGAUUGGAUACUCGUUUGUUGGCUGCAUCAGCCAAUCAGAGACUGGGCUGGAAUUCUAAGCCAAUGAGAAGGCUAGUUUGGCCAUGCCUUCUCUUGAAGGAUGACAGGAAUAAUGUAAGCCAGAAAAUAUAAAUAUUAAAUGCAGCAUUAUUUAAAAUCCCAUACAUUUGUGGAAGACUGCAUAAUGCAGAUGUAUUCAUUGUUAAGGAAUAUGCAAGUUUUUGUAGCUUUAAAUCACUGUUUUUUAAUGUUUGCAAUGUUUUAUUCAAAAAGCCAGAAGCCAUUUUCUUGUUUUUGGCAACGACCGCUGGCCAAUAGGAGGAAAUAGCCAGUACUAAGUGGGUUAGGCUGGGCAGAGAGAAUCAUAGCCCUCCAUACUGAUUGGAUAAUGUCUGCAGCCAGUCAGACAAGAACCAUCCAGACUUGUGGCUUAAUUGAGAGAAAUGAGAGGAUACGUUUCAAAUUGUUACAAAUUUGUCAACUGACUGACUACACAAAAUGCAGACUAGGAUAUUUUGUGUGUGGCAGAAAUACUUAAGUCUAGGAUUUAUGCAAAGCCUCUGAAUUUGACUGGAAGAGGAGGAGGUGAUAUCGGCAUUUCAAAUAGACCAACUGGUGAUGCUAGUACCCUUGGAAUUUGUCUACCAUGGUUAGUGCACAAGAACAAAUGAAUGGUUAUGAUCAAGCUGGGGUGUAACACAAAAACCUUUUUUUCUUAGUUCCAUACUAAUGUGUACAUUUCUCAUCCUGUCCUAUGUGCUGUAAAUUGGGGGUAUUCAUUUCCAGAUUCUUGGGCCAAUGGGUCAUUCUACCUCAACUCAGCCAACUUGUACAUGUCUCAUCUCAAAGUUCCUAAAAUGUUGUUGUGUUGGUAUGCAUCAAGGAGGAAUUAAAAUACAGUAAAUUUGAGCUCCAUUGGACAAACAGUUUUUAGUUAAGCUCUUUGAAAACUGGGCCUCUGCCACCCCAAAAUGGCCCGAUUGCAUGAUUCUAGUUUUCAAAAGGCCCUAUCUCUAGUUUGGAUAAAUUCUAAAUUCCUUGAACUUUGGUAUACUUGUGGUAUUUUGGGUGCAGAUUACAAAUGUCAAGUGUCAGAAACCUUUUUGCGCUUCAAACCUUGGUGGGUAUCUCCAAAAUAGAUUUCCUGGCUGAAAUUUUCAUUUCAUUUUCAUUCUCUUUCCACUGGACAUAUUUCGAUGGACAUAUUUCCCUUCCUUUAAGCAGCCACAUAUCAAACAAAACAAUUGCUUUAUAGUAGAGCUACAAAAAUUGACCAAAUUCGAAUAUUGUUUUCUAAUUCAGGGUGUCACCCAGUUUGGAUCAGUCUCAUUUUUGAACCUGAUAAACUUUAAUAUAUGGCAAUGAUUGUGAUAAAAUAGGCUGUGAUUUUAUUUUGUCUUUAGAUUCUAUGGCAGUUUGAAAUACUGUACCUCAAGACAUCCUACUAUUUGUAUGGCCUUACUGAAACAUACUGGAACAUACUGUACCAAUGCCGAUACUAUCCCUUUUACAUUAUAGCACAAUGUAACUUAUUAUAAAGGGUUUCGUGUUUCAUUUUGCGGUUUGCCUCUGUGGUAGUAAUUUCACCAGUAAUAAGGUUCCGACAGUAGGGGCAGUCGCAUUGCAUUUCGGCCUGUAACAGGCAGCGAAGUCAUUCGUAACAAGAUUGCCCUUAAUCCAUACUGGUUUAGGGUUUGCUUUUCACACAACUGACACCAUGUGGCAAGUGCGAGGGUAUAGGGUAUAUCUUCCACCGCAGCACUUAACCUUGUUAGCACUGGCAUCUCUUAUAUAACAUUUAAAGAUUUAAAUUGAUCCUAUAGUGGGACUUUUGCUGUUUAUGGAUGAUGCGACAGAAAUGUUCGGUGCAAUUUACUAAUCAAUCAAAUGCUUUUGUUUUAUUGUUCUACUGACCAAGUAGCCUAUUGUUAAAAAGCAAAUUAUAUGGGUUAUCGUUAUAGGCUUAUGCUAGCUACAUCAUACUAACCUAAUAUGGGGACCAGUAAAGGCCAACAACACACCAGCACUUACUUCUUGUAGGUUUUGUCACCAUUGCUGUGAAGUAAAACAGUUGAUAAACUAUGUGAUAAACUGUGAGAAACGUAUUAUUGAGUUCACGUGCACACACAGCAGUCUACAUUCUAAAGGUCCAUUUUGCCCUCCCUACAUGAAGUUAACAAACUUUAUAAUGUAUUGCUUGUAACUUUACAUCCUGAUCCGCCUUGUUAAGUAAACAUCAACAGCUAAUGUUGGCUAGCUAACAUAUUUAUUUACUGAACAUUAAGUUAAUGUUCAUACUGAUGAGCUAAUAUUAACAACAUCCACGUUUCUAUAACACUACUAGUUCUGAAUACAUUGUAGGCUACUUCAGGCUUUAUAUUGCAGUCUGGGCCAGCUUCACCCUGCACCACAUAUUUACAAUUUAAUAUGACUUUAGGAAAGAGGGUUGGCUAACUCAUAACAGCUCUCUUGUGGCAGGUAGUGAAGUUUAAAGCUGAUACAGAGAGCUUUUUUAAAAUAUGAAGCGGCUUGGCUGCAUCGAGAUGGCAAAGUCAGUCUUUGAAUUAUACAGUACUGUGCAAAAGUCUUAGGCACCUGUAUAACAUUCUGUACAGAUAAGAUUCUUUCAAAAAUAAAUGAACAUACUAUACACUUUACAUUACAUUUUAGUAAUUUGGCAGAAUAGUUAAAAACUUAAUCAAAUCAAUAUUUUUUGUGACCACCCUUCUCUGAGAUAUAGAAUUGCAUUGGCUAAGACGAUCAGCAGGGAGGUUGUUCCAAGCAUGUUGGAGAACUUGCCACUGUUCUUCUGCAGACUUUGGUUGGCUCUUUGCUUCUGAUCUCAGACAGACUUGAUUAAGUUUUUGUGUAAAAAGUAGUAAAUUGCUUACAAUAAUGUUACUUCUUUAAAUACAAAAAUGUCUGUAAAAUUAAAUCUUUUGGAAAAUGAAUAUUUGGAAAUCUCAAAUGUGUUCUUUUAUACUAACACACACAAAAAAAUAUACAUAUAUAUAAUAACAUCCAGGGUGCCUAAGACUUCUGCACAGUACUGUAUGCAAGCUCAUCUGCAUGUUGCCGUAAGCGCUGGGUAGAUUUUUGUGAUUGAAAGGAAUUGUGAAUGCAUUCGGUGAACCUUAAAAAUAUGAAAAUACUGUACAUGAGCAAGCAUGUUGAGCUUUUUGGUUCAUAUUCACUGAAAUAUGGAUGAAGUGGAUGGAUAUUCUACCUCAGAGAUUUUCCUUCUGCGGUUAUGGUAACCUCUCUAGAAACUUGAUUUCCCCUCUUCUGUCGUUUUGUUUACAACUGAAUAGCGGGUCAGACACAUUCCCACUUCGACUAUCAACACCUUUUGUUUUAAAAAUCCUGUGGAAUCCAUACCACAAAGAAUUGAAUCUGUUUUGAGAUCUAUACCUAGUAUUAGCUCAAAGCGCGUUUGCCAGUCUUGCAUUCAAAAGCAAGGGCAGUGACAUACAAUCUGGCAUCUGUUUUUUUUAGCUAACAUAUACAUUCAAGUUGCUUCAUUCAUAAUUCCUUUCUACCAAAACUACUAUUUAGCACAUAUACACUGCAAUAUGUGAGUAAGCUUGUGUAUAAUACUUUGCUAUCUCUAUAGGCUACAGCCAAGCUAGACCUAGCCCGUACUGCAAUGUAUUUUGAACUAGCAUUAUAGAGACGUGGAUGUUCUUAACUUUAGCUCAUCAGUACAAAUAUUAACUUAACAUUAAAGUAAACAAGUGUUGCUAUAGAACUAGCUGACUUUAGCUGUCUCUGCUGUAAAAUCCAGCUAUGACCAACUUGAGAUACCAGCUACCCAUCUGUUAUAAAACGUAGCUUGAGCUGGUCAAACCAUGUUGAGUGUCGAACUGGUCUAAUUGGUCAACUAGCUAACCGAUAUUUCAAAACGUAGUUUAAGCUGUUUUUUUUUUUCAGCAGGGGUUGAUAUUCGCUUGCAAAAAAUAUGUGGCUGAUAACAGGUGGGGGCAUGUUUAAACACAGCGCUAGUUGCAUUCCAGCAAGGCUCACAGUUUUUGGUUGCUCAUGACAUGUGUCGAAUAUACAUACUUAUAACCCACAAGACAGUGAUUUAAAUGACGCAUAUUUAGAGUCUGUGAUGGUCACAUAUCAUCAGUUAUUCUAAAAAUACUUUGGUGAUAAAACCUUACUUUCAUGGUGCUAAAACAGAGAUUUGUUAACUCUUGAUGAAGUAUUUAAAUCGUCCAGCCAUUCACCCAUCAUUAUUGUGCAAAUGCAACUAUGCAAAAUUCCCAUGUUUCAGCAUGCCCUGUGUUUUAUGCCCUGAUCUCCCCUAAAUCAACGUAUACUUAUCAAUAAAAUAAAUUCGUAACCAA
Molecule: messenger RNA, 7300 nt
Organism: Conger conger (European conger)
Lineage: Eukaryota; Metazoa; Chordata; Actinopteri; Anguilliformes; Congridae
Product: palmitoyltransferase ZDHHC5-A-like
Exons: 10
Coding region: 40-2280 (746 amino acids)
Biological process (GO): protein palmitoylation
Molecular function (GO): palmitoyltransferase activity
Source: RefSeq, a predicted model, not a curated record